This is a messenger RNA of Drosophila simulans, 1081 nucleotides long. RefSeq lists its product as uncharacterized. The coding region runs from base 1 to 1023 and encodes 340 amino acids. NCBI's taxonomy places the organism in Eukaryota, Metazoa, Arthropoda, Insecta, Diptera, Drosophilidae. The record is from RefSeq and is a predicted model, not a curated record. The transcript has a single exon.
AUGCUUGGGAUAAGAGUGCUUGUGGCGUAUAAUAUAAUUUUAUUCGGAAGUUUCCAUGGAGAGUGUGCUGCCGUUCAUAAAGAUAAUACCUUUAAUUCAACAGAUGAAGCUACAAAAAACUCUCUUAUUGAAGCUCAGUCGAUUGGGAGAAUCGUAAACCGGGUAAAUCAGAAGGAAAUUCAUCAGAACAUUCUGCCCCCGCCAAAUUAUAUAGGUGAUAUAACUCGCACAUCGAGUGCUGAUCCAGAAAAUCCCUGCACCAUUGAUGAUGAAGCCAAGAUCAAUGGAAGCCCAUCAGCUACGCAUAUAAGCUACGGAUCACAAGUAAACACUCAAUCCACUUACUCAUCAGAUUUUCAAUUGCAAAUACAAAACCCACAACCUGUUCAGCACAUACAUUACCACUACAUUGUGCCCAAUGCCACUCCAAAACCGCUCAUAAAUUAUGUGACUCAAUCUCAAUCUGAUUUCAACGCCCACAAUGCUAAUUCAGAUGGUCAACCAUACUCCUCAAUCGACCCUCGGCCAUCGCAUAUCAUUGAAAGCAAUCUGCAGCAUAGCAAUCAAGAAGUUAUGUCAGUCAACCCUUUGUACUCAGCGGUGGACAAUGGUGGAUUCCUUCACGAUUCCCCGGAUGAGCACCAGGGUCAGGCAUCUGAAAAUACAUCCGUAUACGAAUUUAGAGAUCCUGGCCAGACUACAAAGGAUGAACUGCAAAGGGAGGAGGCUUUACUGAAAACAAGUUCGGAGCUUUUCAUUAGCCAGCCAAUUUCGAAUCAUCAAAUGGACGUAGUCAGUCCAAUUCCGAAUCAGACGGAAGUUUACUUUAUUAAGUACUACGAUGAACAUAACAAAACUACUACUUCACCCGAGUCCCAGAUCAAAAUGGAUACUUCAAGUGAGGUUUCAGACGGCAGUGGUUUGAUAGACAUCAGGGCAGGAAUUGCUGAAACUUUGGAAGGACAUAUAGAGUCAACGACUCCAUAUAAUGAAUACUCUGCAUACAACGUCCCAUUGAAUUAGCAUACAACUUAAGAAUGUAAAUUAUUGAAAAUUUAAUAAAAUAAGUAAUGAAUAUUAA